Messenger RNA from Propithecus coquereli (Coquerel's sifaka), 866 nucleotides. RefSeq names its product nucleolar protein 3 (apoptosis repressor with CARD domain) (gene NOL3). Gene Ontology annotation, molecular function: death effector domain binding; cysteine-type endopeptidase inhibitor activity involved in apoptotic process; death receptor binding. The record is from RefSeq and is a predicted model, not a curated record. Gene Ontology annotation, biological process: negative regulation of extrinsic apoptotic signaling pathway; negative regulation of intrinsic apoptotic signaling pathway; negative regulation of release of cytochrome c from mitochondria. Lineage: Eukaryota; Metazoa; Chordata; Mammalia; Primates; Indriidae. Gene Ontology annotation, cellular component: mitochondrion. The transcript is spliced from 4 exons. The coding region runs from base 98 to 712 and encodes 204 amino acids.
CUGGAGCCCCACUCCGCCCGACUGGGGGAGGGAAAGGAAACCGAGAUUGGGCAGAAUCAGCGCCCCGCCACCAGCAGCCGAGCUUCGAGCUCUGACCAUGGGCAACGCGCAGGAGCGGCCGUCAGAGACAAUCGACCGCGAGCGGAAGCGCCUAGUGGAGACGCUGCAGGCGGACUCGGGGCUGCUGCUGGACGCGCUGCUGGCGCGGGGCGUGCUCACCGGGCCCGAGUAUGAGGCGUUGGAUGCACUGCCUGAUGCCGAGCGCAGGGUGCGCCGCCUGCUGCUGCUGGUGCAGAGCAAGGGCGAGGCCGCUUGCCAGGAGCUGCUGCGCUGUGCUCAGCAUACCGUGCGCGCGCCGGACCCCGCCUGGGACUGGCAGCACGUGGGCCCGGGCUACCGGGACCGUAGCUAUGACCCUCCGUGCCCAGGCCAUUGGACGCCUGAGGCACCUGGCUGGGGGACCGCAUGCCCUGGGCUGCCCGGAGCUUCAGACACCGAAGAGGCCGGGGGCCCUGAGGGCUCCGAGGCGGUGCAAUCCGGGACCCCAGAGGAGCCAGAGCCAGAGCCGGAAGCUGAGGCCUCUGAAGGGGCUGAGCCGGAGCUGGAGCCCCAGAUGGAUCCGGAACCAGAGCCGGAGGCAGAAGCAGAACCUGAGCCGGAGCCGGAGCCCGAGCCUGACUUCGAGGAGGGGGACGAGUCCGAAGAUUCCUGAAGGCCGGAGCGCUGACCGGCUGUUCCCUGCCCAAGCUGGAUAGGACCUGGGAUCCUGUCAGAGUUGGAUGGGAUGCCACGGAGGCUUGGUCCAGCCCAGUACCGCUGGAAGUGAAUAAACUCCGGAGGGUCGGGCUGGGCCUGGGCUCUCUCCA